AUGACCUUAAGCAGAAAGAUGUCUUCUUUUGUCUUUGCCUUUUUCAUUUUGGCUCAAUUUCUAUCAGGGUGCCAGGCAGGACUGGAGUAUUCUGAGCCACUUCCAGGAGGUGAGUUUUCUCCUUGUGAGCCGUGCUGGCUGGGCCGGGGAAAAUGCAGGAGGAUGUGUACCGAGGACGAGAAGGUUAUUGGACAAUGCAGGAUGAACUUCUUCUGUUGCCGACCGAAGAUCAAAUGA
Molecule: messenger RNA, 237 nt
Organism: Enhydra lutris kenyoni (northern sea otter)
Lineage: Eukaryota; Metazoa; Chordata; Mammalia; Carnivora; Mustelidae
Product: beta-defensin 105A-like
Exons: 3
Coding region: 1-237 (78 amino acids)
Biological process (GO): innate immune response
Cellular component (GO): extracellular region
Source: RefSeq, a predicted model, not a curated record